CUCUCUCUCUCUCUCUCUCUCUCUCUCUCUCGUGGUGGGUUUACUCUUUUAUCUACAUAGACCCUUUGUUUCUGUCUAUUAAACUAUUUUCUCUCUCUAUUUCUGUAUUUUAUUUUCUAGUUUUUUAGUGGGUGCAAUGGAGGUGGAGUUUCUGAGCUCUGAUAUGGCUGCCAUGGAGAGAAUGAUGGUUUGCUCUGUUGUGGAAGCUGUGGUCAUUGAGACCCUUCUGAUUGCUGGGAGAUCUCUUGCUUGCCUUCUCAAGAUGGCAGGAUCUCUGCUGAAGGAUAUUGAUGUGUUGCCUAAAUUUACUGGGGUUGACGGAAGGUUUCCUUUGGAUGAGCUUCAUAAAAAGAAGCAGCCUGAUCCCGAAAACAAAGAUGCUAGUGAUACCGAUGAUGACGAUGAGGGUGAUGACGAUGAUGAUCAGGAUGAUGAUGAUGAUGAUGAUGCAGAUGAUGAGGAUUUCUCUGGAGGAGAAGGGGGAGAAGAUGAUGAUGAAGGAGGGGAUCCUGAGGAAGAUCCUGAGGCUAACGGUAAUGAGGGUAGCAAUGACGAGGAUGAUGAUGAUGAUGAUGGCGAUGACGACGAAGAUGGUGACGAGGAUGAGGAAGAGGAGGAAGAGGAUGAGGACGAGGAGGAACAACCACCUGCUAAGAAGAGAAAGUAAAGUGGUAGUAGUCUUUUCUUUAGUCUGUCUUUGUUGGUAGCAUGUGAUAGGAAGGGGAAUGCUUAGCUUGUGUGUUUUAGUAGAGUAGGACUUAGCCAUCCUUGUUCAGAAUGAACUUCCUGCUUUUUAUCAUGUGACAUUAUUAUAUUAUAUAUAUUUCAUUUUGUGGAAUGGAUCGUUAUUCUGGA
Ilex paraguariensis (yerba mate) is the source of this 855-nucleotide messenger RNA. Lineage: Eukaryota; Viridiplantae; Streptophyta; Magnoliopsida; Aquifoliales; Aquifoliaceae. The record is from the annotation of a GenBank genome assembly.